GUGAAAGCAAAGCAAGAACAAAAAACAACAAACCUCGUAACUAUUCCUCUUCUGUCUUUGUUACUGUCACAGUCAUCAUCACCAUUAUCUUCUCCUUCUUCUUCCACAACCACUUUUGUUUUUUUGUCUUUUUGUGUUACUUUCACAACACACAAUCUCUGUCUUUGAUUGUCCAUUUUCCCAAAGUUUGUUACUUUUUUCUUCAAUUGUGUUUAUUCUCUUCUGGGUCAUUCUGUUUUGGUUCUUGAAAUGCCUAAUUGGACCAAAAACAAAGGGAACAAUCAAUAUCCUCAGGUGGGUCAGUGGCAACCCUUUAACAGAAAACCACCAUUGCCAAAACCACCUUUGCCAAAACCACCUGUGGUUGAAAGGUUUUCACCAGUGCCUUUGUGGGAAAAGGAGUUUUGUAAAUCGGUUGGCUCAGUUCCAUGGAGAAAGGUAAUUGAUGUCAAGAAGUCUAUGUAUCUGCAUCCCAAUGUGGUUAGCUGGGACGACACUGCUGUCAAAGAGGCAUUCGACAAUGCAAAAAACAGGUUUUAUGCUGAGAAUGAGGGCUUACCCUGUGAUAUUCCGUUGCCUGAUCCUAACAUUUACAUCGACGAUGUAGAUUGGAAUGCACCUGUUGAUCCUAAACUUUAUCUGGAUAUCGAUAUUGAAGAGGCCCGCCGCAUCAUGGAAGAAGAAGCUGAGGAGCCUGUGAUUCUCGGCAGUUCUCUGCUCUUGAAUCAGCCCUUUUCUGGUCCAGGAUGGCCGGAACCUACCGGAUGGGGGGAUGAAGAAGAAAAAGAAGUAACAAAAACUGAAGAGCCUGUGACUCUCACUCGUUCUUUCCUCUUGAAUUGGUCCUUUACUGGUCCAGGAUGGGGAUCUACCGGAUGGGGGGACGAAGAUGUAACAAAGCCUUCCGAACCAUAUUAUGCUGCCCGUGGAUGGGAAUCAAACCAACAGUAUCAAGGAUGGUGGCAAACUGGCCAGAAUGAUUAUAAUGGAUGGAAUCAGGGACGGAAUCAGAGGGAGCAAUAUGGUGGUGGCUUGGGUAACAAGUAUCAAGGAAGAAAUGCUGGGAGUGGAAAUCGCGGAACAUGGGAUAGCUAUAACAGAAAGAAAGAAAACAACAUGUCAUGGUCUAAAAAGCCUGGAUAUCAUCACGGCGUUAAUGAUUAUCAGAUGAAGAAGACUGGAUAUCAUCAUGGCGCUAAUGAUUAUCAGACGAAGAAGACUGGAUAUCAUCAUGGCGCUAAUGAUUAUCAGACGAAUGGAGGAAGAAAAGGAAAUGGAGGAAGAGGUGGAGGUGGAGUUGGAGGAAGGAGAGGCAAUUUUGGUUAUGCGGAAAAGGUAGCUCCUUCUGGUCGAUGGUAAAAGUAGAUCAAAUGCCUUGGACUGCAAGCAAAGACUACUAUGAUGUUGCUAAAGGGUCAGUUUUGUGAGAGUAGGUGAGGAUAUAAGUUUUAUCUAGUAAUUAUAUAUGUUUCCUUAUAAGAGUUUUAUCUAGUAAUUGAUUUUAGUAUUUUUCUAUUUUGUUACAUUCAUCACAUGGAUUUAUGGUCUAUUGGUAUAUGUAGUUUAAGAAAUAGUUUUGUUGUGACAGAAAAUCCAGUGCAUUAUAGUACUGGUAUUAUUGAAACAUGAAAUUAUUAUUAUUAAAUAAAGCUAAAUUUUUCAU
This is a messenger RNA of Trifolium pratense (red clover), 1663 nucleotides long. RefSeq names its product RNA-binding protein FUS-like. The transcript is spliced from 2 exons. Lineage: Eukaryota; Viridiplantae; Streptophyta; Magnoliopsida; Fabales; Fabaceae. Bases 250 to 1359 code for a protein of 369 amino acids. The record is from RefSeq and is a predicted model, not a curated record.